Messenger RNA from Mycena indigotica, 4641 nucleotides. RefSeq names its product Rab-GAP TBC domain-containing protein. The coding region runs from base 1 to 4641 and encodes 1546 amino acids. The transcript has 6 exons. NCBI's taxonomy places the organism in Eukaryota, Fungi, Basidiomycota, Agaricomycetes, Agaricales, Mycenaceae. Gene Ontology annotation, molecular function: protein binding. The record is from RefSeq and is a predicted model, not a curated record.
AUGCAUGUCGCCACCCGCCAAAUGGAUGCAACGGAACUCGCUCGUUGGACCCGUUUUGCGGCAAAGGGUGGUAUCGGAAAGGCCACCGCGAUUGGAGACUGUGUUGCAGAGGCCCCAGACGAGCUUAUGUUCUUGAAGAACGAUGAAAUUGUUGUUUUGCUUCAAUUCACCGACGAGGACAACAUGUUCCUGGGCUUUUGUGAGGGGAUCGUCGGUCGGUUUCGUGCAGCCGAUGUUUAUUUCCACUCCAAACUCAAGAAGCCCGUCAUGACCAAACGCUCGUCAGUGUCGUCAGGCAAACUCACGCCCACCCCUUCCAUUGUUGCCCCAAGUCCCGUUCCCUCGCCAAAAUCCGAUGUUAGCUUUCAAACCGCUCAAGCACGCUACCAACCUAAUUCCUCAGAGGCCUUGUCGCCGAGUUCAAGCCUUUCUUCGACAUCUCCACCGCUUUCCCAUUCCGUCUCCUCGUCGUCUUCAGGGACUAUUGUUGACACUCCCACAAGUCUCUACCCAUCUCCAGAGCCCAUAACCCAGACUCAGCCAUUGGAUACUUCAGCCCCGGCGACCUUCAUCGAAACUAACGUUGAUGGUCAGGACAAGGUGAUCGAAAACGAGGAGUCAGAGGUUGCUCCUGGACGAAAUCGGCGCUCAGAAACUGCUGCAGUCGAAAUGUGGCCCUCUUCCCCUUCAACGACCCUGAGUCGCAAACCGGUCAAUGGAUCUCGACUGGCACUCGCAAUGGAAACCGUCAACAGCGACGAAAGCGAAUCAGAACAUCAUAGCCCCAAGGGAGACCGAGACAGCGACAAUAGUAGCAGUGAUGAGCGAUACAGCCCGGAAGAUGAGGAGGGGGGCUGGGCCAAUGUCCCUGCAACACUCCCGCUUCAAGUGGUGAAACUGAACACUCCCAACUCCGCGAUACCGCCAUCCCCCUACCAACCCAUGUUCUUUCCUCCAUCAUCUACUUCGUCAGAUAACAAUGUUGAAUCGCAGUCCCUCAGCUCUGCCAGCGGAACGGACACGGAGUCUGAAUAUGAUAGCUCGGAUCCCGAGGACCAAGAUACGACCACCAAAUUUCCUGUGCCUCCUGAUCGACGAAGUCUUUCGCCUACUUCUCCACGCAUAAUCGACACCAGCCGUCGUUCGUCGGCUUCUUCUACCCAAGAUCCAAGUCGCUUAUCAAUCGCUGCGCCGUCGGUUCAUUCAGAAGAUGGCGAAGUUGGUAUUGGUCUAUCGUUGCUUCAGGGUCUGGCAGCCGCUGGCGAAGAUGCCUCUGACGACGAAGACCUCAUUCCUCCAGUUAGGGCACGUGAUGAGGCCCGCCGAAGCAUCAGCUCCUCAGUCAGAAGUGGUCAAGAUUGGGACGGCGCUUCAAUCUACGACAACUAUUAUCGAUUUUCGAGGUCACGGUCCUCUGGGUCGACUUUUGCAUCUCUCAGGAUGGCACCGCAAAUUCCUCAUGGCUCUCAGCGUGGAGUUGAAGAUGUACCACCCGUUCCUGCAGAUUUGCGUCAUGAUUCAGAAUCUGAAAGGAGUCGUCCGCGCGAGGACAAACGGCGCUCUGCUGACUCUGAUGCUUCUGUCUACACACAAGCCUCCAAGGUUUCAUCCAUAGAUCACACUCGCUUGACUGCCGAGCCUCUUGCGAAGCCGCCCUCGAAACACCGACCCGCGUCAUUAGAUCUACUCAACAGUAAUGGCGAACCAUCUCCGCUUCUUCAUACACGUUGGGGAAGCCCGAAUAGUUCGAUGUCCCCGCCCUCAUCUUCAGGGGCUCAAACAGCCUUUUUCAAUCCUACUUCUGGUGGUUUACCUUCCACCGGCUCUAGUGGGAGUAAUAGCCCUGGCGGAGCAGCUAGUAUUCUACGGCAGCGACUAGAACUCGAGCGCGGGAGCCCGGCAGGUAGUAACUACGCCGAAAUGGAGCCUCGAGAAGAAGGGGAAGGGGGUUUGGGCAGCGGGAUUGUAAUUGACGAUGAUGAAGAACCACCGCAAGCUUCCAUGUUGGAUGGGCCCACGUCUGAGUCUCCGGAUGAAGACGGUGAUGAAACUGUUGAAGGCGAGGACACAGUUGAGGGUAUAAACUUGGAGGAAUUACAAGAGAAGCCUGGGCUUGCGCCGCUUGUAAUCACAGAAGAUUCUGUCGAUCCACCGACAGCUGUUGCUUCUCCUUCCGCGACUAACUCAACCUCGCCGCAUUCUCCGCGUUCUUCGGCGGCAACGACUCCCCUUUCGCCUUCCUCACCACCAGAUAUUUCUCCUCCUCCUUCACAGCAACCACUUACUUCCAAUCAUCAACCCAAACCUUCGUUAUCGGAAUUGCGAGGCUACAUGUCGAACCACAAAGCCUCAGAAUUCGACCAGCCUGCUCAACGGACAAGCUUGUUUCUUCCUCACCCAAAUGCCCCCAAAGCUCCACCUCCGACUAGUGGUGCGGAGGGUCCCAUGUAUAUCAGACCGGCACCACCGCCGUCUCAACAACGUAGCGAAAGCGUCGUCAACAUCAUUAGGAUGUCGAUUGGCCGGUCUGCAGUGACAAGGGUUUCGCCCACCAUCUAUGGGAGAAUAGAGGGAGAUUUAACGAGUGCGACUGGUCCAGUUCGGGUCACGUUCAGUAUCGACCCACCGCCGCCUGUUCCCCAACUGCCAAGCCGUAUUCCGUUUAGAAAUGGCGUGGCGUCACCAGCACCAGCACCUCCACUUCCUUCGGGUGCCCCGCCUCGACCAGCUCCCAGAAGGGCAGCAACGAUGUCUGAAUCUGACCCUAAACCACCUUCAACGCCAAGCCCCUCCACAACCGUGGUCCCCAGUCCCGCAUCUUCGACACCGAGCAUAAGCUCUCCAUUGGCUUCAGCCUCAGCUAAUCCGGCACCACCCGAACCAAGAACAGGCGCCAUUCCCAGGCCUAAUUUCUUCCCGAAAGUUGGGACUAGUCGGCCAAGAUCAAGGAGCUUUAGUGGUUUUAACACGUCCCAUAUAUCACCACCAAUGCCGAUCAGUAAGGAAGACCCGGGCAGACUAAGUGCCCAGAAGCCAUCCCGCUCCAUGUCCAGUCUUGCAGCGCCUGUUGCUGGUCCUUCAUCUUCAUCCUCUCAGCCUACUCCUCCUCCAACCUCAUCGUUGGGUAAACACGCUUCAAGAAGCUCUCUUCGUCCAUCACCUCUCUCUCUGCCGCAGAACAACAGUGUACUGGGCGGAAGAUCACCGACUAGUCCGCUGGCAACAUCAUUCACGCCAUCUUCGCCGGUUACGGCUCGACCACAUCAAUUACGGCAAGCUUCUUCCCGCUCAACGCUGAACGAGGGUCGGCCAUCGCUAUCUCGACAGGCCGACGCGCCGGGAGCCUCUCCAAUUCAAGAACGGCCUUCUGUUGAUGUGGGAGGGCUAGCACCCAGUCGAGAAGCACUCCGCACCAAGCUGUCUCUCCCAAAUCUGCGGCGGAUGCAAAGUCGACAAAGCUCGGAUUCGCCUUCGCCAACGGUGCAACACGACAACAUGGACUUUGAACUCGUGAUGCCAAAUCGUGCCAUGUUUGAUCAGGCAUCAGGGAGGACCAGCGAGGACUCGACUUUGGGCAGGGAGGCUUCGAUAGAUGGGCGGACGUCUGAGAUGAGGAGAACAGACAGUCCAGCGUUGUCGAUUACGUCAACUCAGGCGUAUUCGGGGUCGGAUAACAACUCAGUUGAUGCUCAUCGACAACGAGAGCAGAAGUGGCUGACGCUUAUUGGCAUCGUUUCUCCUGCGCAAGCCAAGAAGAGCAAGAAAGUGAAGAAACUGUUGAUGGAUGGCAGUGUCCCGUCCUCAGUUCGCUUCCUUGUCUGGUUGCUGUUGACGGAUGGAAAGGGCAAGGCGAUCCCGGGGGUGUAUGCCCAGCUGGGCAAGAGAGCGCGGGUAGCGGCUCUGGAUAUCAUUGAACGUGAUGUUCAGCGGUGCUUUGCGGAUCACCCGCAUAUGCAUAGCAGCCAGUCUUCGCUGGUCACAUUGCUGCAGGCGUAUCUGACCAUGGUGCCGGAUGUGCAGUACUCGCGAGGACUGACUCUGAUUGCGGGUCACUUGCUCGCGCUGUCGCCUGAAGAGGAUGCGUUCUGGAUAUUUGUGUCUGUCAUGGACUCGUAUCUGCGACCGUAUUUUUCGUCAAGCACCACCCAGUUGGAAGUCGAUGCAUCUUUGUUCAGUCGUGCUCUGGAGGCCAACGACCCACAGCUUGGCAAGAAGAUUCUGGUUGAGCUGGGUAUCAAUCCCGUUGACUUGUGUCGACCAUGGUUCUCUACUUUGUUUUCUGAUGCCCUCCCGCUGGAAUACCUGAACAGGGUUUGGGACUUAUUCCUGUUUGAGGGCAUACCCUUCUUGUUCCGCGUCUCUCUUGCUUUAUUUCACUGCUGUCGGCGACGCCUGCUCGAAGCGCGGAGUCCUGACGCGCUGUUUGAUAUUCUUGCCCAACCACCCACUCCGCCUUCGCCUGACGCGCUGAUUACGAUGGCGCUUGCCGUCAAGCUGAAGGACGACGACAUCCGAAAGUCGCGCGAAAAGCAACGUGCGCAGGUCGAGGCCCAGAUGAAGCGCCAGACACAGGGCCCACGCCCUAGCACGGUUUCCGCGCGCUCGCUCUCUGGUUCACGCCAAAUAGGCCCUCCGAUUUGA